AGUUAAGUACUCAGAAUAUAGUUACACAGAUUACUAGCAGCUGCUCAAAGCACCAAAAAGGCCACCAUGAAGGCAGCGAUCAAGGACAAGUUUCUGGACUACGGUCUGGAUGACCUAGUCCUUCCGGAGUGGGGCUAUCCGAAAAAAGGCAAGGUCCGCGACAUCUAUUUUCGUGACGGCAACGUUGUCAUGGUUACGAACGAUCGCGUGAGUGCAUUCGACUUCGUUUUGCCGAACUUGAUUCCGUUUAAGGGACAGGUAAUUCAAUCAUUCUCAUGGUUCGUUGUGGGAUUCAGCAUUCGGUUAUUUGUUAAUCACUCAGGAGGUACAACGAUCAUCAAAAUCUGUGGUAUAACCAUUCGCGUAUCGUUCCACCUUCACAUGGUCUGCCCCCUCCCAGGUAUUAAACCGCAUCUCAGAAUGGGCCUUUGAAGAGACUGCGGACAUUGUCCCGAACGCGCUUGUGAGCUCCCCAGAUCCGUCUGUGGUGGUGCAGAAGAAAAUGAAGAACCUCAACGUUGAGUGCAUUGUUCGUGGCUAUCUUUGGGGCAGUAUGGCCAAGGCGUAUGAAGAAGGGGAUCGAGUCUUCUGCGGACUCAAUGUUCCUGAUGGUUUGUUACGGUAUCAAAAGCUCGCGGAACCGAUCUUUACGCCGACUACGAAAGUCGAAGUUGGACAUGACGAAAACAUGACUUUUGCUGUUAAGACUCGAGUGAUUGUGAGUUUAUAGUGCUGGCUUUCAAUGGUAAAAACCAAAUUAUAUCAACCCAUGGAGUGAGUGUUCAAAAAUACUCUGCUUCUAUUAUAAAAAGUUCAAGUUGGCCUUGGCUUUCAUAGUACUCGUACAGGUAGGUUUCAAGCAGACUUACUAGAAGCUAGACUUGUUCUUGUCCUUCGACAUAUUCUUUCUAAUCCCAAGGUCGAGCAGCUGAUCGGCAAGGAGAUGGCAGCCAAAGUGCGCGAUAUUUCCUUCAAACUCUUCGCUCGAGGCCAAGAAUUGAUGGCGAAGCGAGGUUUGCUGCUUUUAGACACCAAAUAUGAAUUUGGGCUUGACGCAAACGGUGUUUUGCUUAUGGCCCCCGGAAAUCCAUCUUCAGAAGCAUCUUCGAACACUUUCUAAGCGAAAAAGAGACCCAAGAUGAUGACUCUUAAGAUGGAUUCCAGGCAGAUCUAAUUUGCACGUCAUUGACGAAGUAAACACACCAGAUUCGAGUCGAAUGUGCAGCAUAGAGGAAUACGAAAAGAAGUGGCCACUGAUCAUUAUGGCUAGGAAUAUGUUAUACGUACUUGUGUCUCUGCAGUUUGCGUGAUUUUGAAUUAGAACUCUGAAAAACUCAUACGGAUUUAGACGUAGGAAGUUUGAACCAGAAGUAUCGCUAAACUUGCAUAGCCCGCAACAAACCUCUAAGCACAAAGCCGCCGUCGCAGAAAGCCCCUUAUCCUCCGUCAACGACUGUCUCAAGAGCGACCCGAAGCUGAAAAUCAAGGAAUACAGCAAGCAAUAUGUACGGGACACACUCUUGGAGAUGGGCUUUGAUCCGUCGACGGCUAAGGAAGCCAUCACUCUGUCUCCGGAGCAGGUUUUGGAAUGCAGUGCGAGGUAUGUGGAGGUACAACGACUACAUCUAAGUAUAAGUACUUCUUUGCGGCGUUUUUAUGCUAUAAUGAAGUGCAACAUCCGACGUCUCGCUUUUUGAGCUUAUGCUCCUUUUCAUCUACGCAUGAGGUAAGGUGUUCCGGGCGAUCUUCAUCAUAUCCUCUCCUCCUCUCCUCGCUCUGUGCAUCUAGGUCUGCGAGAAGAUUACAGGGGAGCCUUUCCAACUCCCCACUACAUCUGGGGAUCCGAAAUUGCGCUUGUUGCGCAAUCUAGAGGCUGCAUCUAUGAUUAGCAGUGGUCUUGUCUGCAUCUUUGCUGGUUCCGAUUCGGACGCGCCUCAUAUCGAGAAAUUGAAAGAGCAAUUUUCGAAGACGAAUGCUGGACUCGCGAGAAUAGCUGGGUGCACAGCAAAGAUUGGGACGCAGGUAUACUUAUAUAUAAAAACUUAGACAACUCUGAGGAAUACUCCUUUCACUUCAAUUCGCCAAGACCGGCGCGAACUUAUGACUGUGAGGAGUGGUUUCACUUCAGCGAGGAACGAAGGAAUCAUCUCGAAGGAAGCCGGUGUAGGUACAAUUGAUCUCCACUUUCUUCAUGUUGGCACAAUAGGUCUCAAUCUUGGAACCACAAAAUGAAAAAGGUCCGCAUUUGUUCUGCGCAUAAGCAACCGAAGCGUCUUCAAGGUGUCCUCAAGUACUACAAUACUUCCGACCAGCCGAUUGUGAUCAUCGCUUGUGCAGGAGGCACCGACGCCUUGUCGGGAACGGCAUCUUUUUUGUCGACGCAUCCAGUGGUUUCCUGUCCGCCGGAUGGUCUCGAGAAUAAAACAUGCACUAUAAACCCACCAGGAAGCUCGAAUGCUUUUUUAAGGCCAGCCUUUAUUGUUUCAGUUUGUAGCAACAUUCAUUCAUGAAAAUGAAUCACAACUAUAACAAUUAAAUCAUUCAACAAGUAUACUAUAAGUAGGCGCUCCAAGCACUAAGUAAAACAACCGGUUAGUUUUCACCUUGAUCACAAUCGUAGACUUAUCCCGUGCAACAAUAUAAGUAGGAUCCGAAGCUGAAAAGUAUUCAUUAGUAUGCCUCGACAAUAUUAGACUUAUCCCGUGCAACAAACUAUAAGUAGGAUCCUCACGACCCUGUAUCUAAUCUUAAGUAGGAUCCUCACGACCCUCUAAUCUCUGUCGGAAAAGUCGGAAAUUGUGCACGCUUCUGCACUCAGUUAUUAGCGGGAAAGCAGCCGGCAAUUGCUUCUUACUUGGAUGCUGAGAACAAGAAAAAAGUCGCCAGUCUAGAAUCUGCGGACUCGAAGUUGUGUCCCGUGUUUUACGCUGACGCCGCAGCAGCUGGCGGUUCAGGAGGACCUGCUCCAGCACCAGGAGCUGACGACACUAAGAUUAAGGCUUCCAGAAGGUCAUCUUCAAACAUGUCCUAAGAUUAUGGCUUCUCAAAGGGAAAACGAAGGCAAGAAGGUGCUCCGUAAGUUGUCUAAUGGAUAAUUGUUAAUAAUACAUAGUUCUAAUAAGUAGAAGGACACCAAACCAAUCGCCUUCCCCGCCAGUGCAGUCGAGUCGGGCGCAGGAGGCGAAGGUUCUACCACCGCUUCGGAAUGCGAACCCGCAGCCAGAAAGUCUGGAUCAUGCCCUAUGGAUUUCGGUCCUGCCCCACGAACGCCAGAAGAAGCUAAAGCAUGCGAGUACAAGAAGAAGAUUGCUCAUCAAUUUCUCAACAAAGUCGAGACGGACGCUGUCUUCCUGCCAGAAUGGGGCGAGGCAAAGAAAGGCAAAGUCCGCGACAUCUACUUUCGAGAUGACAACGUUAUCAUGGUGACAAACGACCGUGUCAGUGCCUUCGACGUUGUUUUGCCGAACUUGAUCCCGUUCAAGGGUUUCGUCCUCAACGCUAUCAGUGAGUGGGCAUUUGAGCAGACGAAGGAUAUCGUGCCGAACGCAUUGGUUACGUCUCCUGAUCCCUCCGUGGUGGUCCAGAAGAAGAUGAAAAAUCUUAAUAUCGAAUGCAUUGUGCGGGGAUAUUUGUGUUAAGGCAUCGCGUUUUAUAAUAUAAGAAAGGGUGGAUUACCAUUACGUCUUCCCAUUACGGCCACUAGUGAUGCUAAUACUUUGUCUACUCAUGGCACCACUCACUAGAUCAUGAAUUCGCACCACCGUGGUCACUUUCUAAUUCUAGGGCAGCAUGGCGAAGGCGUACGAAAAGGGUGACCGGCUUUUCUGCGGAUUGAAAAUACCCGAUGGUUUAUUGCGGUACCAGAAACUGGCAGAACCGAUUUUUACUCCGACUACGAAGGCAGAAGUUGGCCAUGACGAAAACAUGACAUUCGCAGAGGUGGAGGAGCUUAUUGGCAAGGAAAUGGCUGAGAAAGUCAGGGAUAUUUCUUACGGUGAUCAUCUUCAUAGUAAGUAUUUGCUUCAGAACAACUGUUGGGUUGAACAACAUGAAUCUUUGGUUCCCUCCAUAUCAACAGCAUGCAGGGACAAAAAUUUUCAGCACGUCUUCUAAUCUCUCUUCAAGCUUUUCCAGCGUGGCUCUGAGAAAAUGGCGGAAAAAGGCCUCAUCCUCAUUGAUACCAAGUACGAGUUCGGGCUUGACGAGAGUGGCGUGUUGCAUGUCAUCGACGAAGUCAAUACACCCGAUUCCAGUCGCAUGUGCGGUAUCGAGGAAUACGGCAGGAAAUGGCAAGAAAUCCAAAAGGCAGUGACUAGUGGUGAAGCUGGUGACCCUUUUGUUAAGGCUCGGUGCAAUGCCAAUUCAUGUCCAACGGUUUUACUGUCACCUCCUGUUUCCUUCUAUCUCAGGACUCUGAAGGGAAGAACUGAAGGGCAGAAGGGCAGAAGUGUUGAAUUGCUUUGCGCUCGUCUAACUUUACCAAGUACAAAAUCAAGGAGUACUCGAAGCAAUACGUGCGUGAUUGCCUACUGGAAAUGGGGUUUACCGGAAAUGAGAAAGAGAAGAUCAAGCUCACGCCAAUGCAGGUGGUGGAAUGCAGCUAUAGGUAUAAUCAUGCUGUGUCGUGAAAGGACGCAAUCCUGUCGUGUUAACAUCAUCAUCAAACUUUUCCUCCAUAUAUGAAACCUACUAGUACACAUGCUCGACAAGAAAAGAUCAUGGGUUUUGGAACAACAACAUUUCACAUACAUCCAUAUGUCAAACCUAGCACCACAUCACCCACCACGGCCUCCACAGAUACAUCUCCGUCUUUGAGCAAAUCACGGGACAUGCGUUUCCCUGGGAAACGUUUCUGCCGGCAGAGAACCCGGAAAAGCGUGUGGUGAGGAAUCUGCAACGUGCGAAGCUACUGGGUCCAGGUGUCGUUUUGAUCUUCGCAGGCAGUGGCUCAGAUGCGCCACAUCUGAAGAAAAUCGAAGAGAGCUGCUACAGAGUCGGGCUUUCAGCUGUGCAUACGAGGAUCUGCAGUGCGCACAAGCAACCAGGCAAAUUGGAGGAUGUUUUGAACAGGUCUUUCUAGAGACACAACAAUUGAUAAGAAUAGAUACUUUGUUUCUUGCUCCCCUUCUUUUUCAGCGAAUAUCUAGGAAAAAUUACUUACUCCUGACCUCCUAUGUUAAACUGAUACAUCGAUCACCUCUAUAUUGACUCUCUCUGAUACUAACGCAACCCAGGUACAACCAAUCCGAGCAGAUGUGUAUCAUAGUCGGUUGUGCUGGCGGCACUGAUGCGCUUUCGGGUACAGCCAGUUUUCAUAGCAAGUUCCCGGUUGUCUCCUGUCCUCCAGACGGCCAUGUGAACCACACUUGCCUCACUAACCCACCGGGUAGCAGCAACGCAUUGAUUUUUAUGGUGGACGCUGUAUUAAGUACUUGAAGUUGAAGAUUUUGAUACUUGCUCAACAUCCUCGAGUUGUGAGAUGCAGAGUGACUCCCAUUUUUAUCAAGAGACACGUAAUGAAUAUACAAGCCCUUCCGCACGAAAAAAUUUCGUGCCUCUAACACAAACUCCGUCGGCAACGCUGCUCGUUUCUGCGCUCAAGUGCUUUCCCAGCAUGACGUGACGCGCUCUCUAUCAAAGAAGCUGCUAUCAGCGAACGAUGAUAAAGUUGCGGGACUCGUGAAAGCUGACACAGGCUUCGUAGACGAAGUGAAGGCGAAAAUCGCGGCGAAAGCAUGAUGACCUGUGAAAAAGCAAGGUCUUUGGUUGAAAUUUGAAUACAACAAAACCAUGUGGAGUACUAGAUAUUCUGAAAAAACUCACGGUUGCUUUUGUGCUAGGAUGAUUCUGAUAGACUAUUUUUAUAGUUGAAAAUAGGUAAGCAUAAGCACUACAACGACAUACAUUUCUUACUUGCGUAACAUACUUGUUGAACGACAUUUUGAGUUUUUGUUUGAUGCAAUCUAUCUUCUUAUGAUCCGCAUCAAAUACGAUAUUCCAAGAUCAUCAUCUUGUCUUGGACGUUUGCUAAAGUGAAGAAAACACUAGUCCAAUACUAUCGACGACGCAGAUAUCAUGGGAACUCCGGUGAGAAAAGCGAAGUAGAUGCUGGUAUUGGAGGCAAAAUGUAUAUUAGAAUUGUGAUGCAGUAGAUUUAUUUUCAAGAAUGAACAUAGGAUUCCUAUCUUCCUAGGAGUUAGGUGAACACACAUUUUUCACAUGAACAGUAAAAAAAUGCUUAGCAAAUAGAUAUCAAUUCGAGGUCGUAAUGUUAUCACUACAUACAAAGAAGUAUGAUGGCUUAUAAGUAGUUCGUUUGGUUCUUGUUGGUUUUACCAGUCGUUUUUAUAAGAAAAUAGCGAUACACCUGUGCUGAGAAAUGAGUAGUACAAGCACAACCACCAGGUUGAGCUACCUGUUGUCCUCGUCCCUGCAUUUUGCGUUGGAACAUUCUAACAAGGACGAGAUUCAUCUCUGGUUUUUUGCAAAAAACACCUAUUGGAUUGGAUUUCCUGUAGCAUGAGUGUCCGGACACGGACAGAUAAAAAGACGCAGUCUCAAUGAAUAAAUGUGGACUAACAAGCAAU
This is a messenger RNA of Amoebophrya sp. A25, 6587 nucleotides long. NCBI's taxonomy places the organism in Eukaryota, Dinophyceae, Syndiniales, Amoebophryaceae. The record is from the annotation of a GenBank genome assembly.